AUGGAUGUUGGGCUGUGUUUCGUGGCGCUUUUGAGGAUUUUGCUCUUCUCCAGCGUCUUUCACGGCUGUGUGUUCUCGGUGCUCGACUGCCCGCCGGCCUGCACCUGUUCCUCCACCGACAUUCACUGCAAUAAAUCGGACGGGGGGAAUUUCUUCCCUCUGCUCGCUCUGCAGGACAGCAGCAACGGCAGCAGCGGCGGCGGAGACAUCGAAGACCUGUUCAGAAACAUCACCACCAUACACAUAGAGAACUGGACAGGACUGCAGAUCCUGAAGGACGUUGACAUGGAGCUGUACACGGGACUACAGCGGCUGACUAUCACGAACUGCAAUCUACGAACGAUUCAAGCGCGUGCAUUUGCACAAAACCCUCACCUCCGUUACAUAAAUCUGUCCAAGAACCCACUUACCACUCUCUCCUGGCAGCUCUUCAAGAACCUUCAGCUGGUCGAACUGCGACUGGAGGGGAUUGUGUUCAGCUGUGGCUGUGAGAUUCGUUGGAUCCAGCUGUGGCAGCAGAGAGGGGAGGCAGGUUUACACACCCAGCAACUCUUCUGCAAGACCGGCGCCAACAAGAUCCGCCUGCGUGCAAUGAACAUCGCUCACUGUGACCUCCCUGAUAUCAGCGUAACACACAGUAACCUGACGGUGAUGGAGGGAGACAACAUCACAGUCAGCUGUAACGGUUCAGGUUCUCCAUUACCUGAUGUGGACUGGACCGUGAAAGGACUUCACUCUAUCAACACACAUCAGUCAAACGUCUAUUGGCCAAACAUUCACUCCAUCAACCUCACUCUCGUCAACGUAAGCCGGGACGACAACGGCUUCGUCCUCACCUGCAUCUCUGCAAACGUGGUCGGGAUGACCAACAUGUCUCUUCAGCUGGCUGUGCAGUUUCCGCCAGUGAUUAUAAAGUUGGAGGAGCCGGAACGCAGGCACCACACUUGCAUCGAGUUCACCGUGCGAGGUUUCCCUCAUCCCACGCUACAGUGGUUCCACAAAGGCCGCGAGAUCCAGGCCCCGUACAUCCACACUGAGAUGGAGCUUUACCAGGACUACCUGGAAGGCUGCCUGACUUUUGAAAACCCUACACACCACGAUAACGGGAACUACACACUGGUGGCCACCAACUCGCUCGGCUCAGUCACCAAAACUGUCUUCGGCCAUUUCCUGGAGGCGCCGCCAUUUUUGGAAGAGGAUGGAAUUAUUGAGUACGGAGACCCUACACCUGGGAACGAUGUGAACAGGCCGGACGAGGACUCAUUCGGGAUGUCUAUAGCUGUUGGAUUGGCUGCUUUUGGCUGCGUGUUUCUCAUCGUGAUGUUUGUGCUGAUCAACAAGUACGGCAGACGCAACAAGUACGGAAUGAAAGGUCCUGUAGCAGUGAUCAGUGGGGAGGAAGACUCCGCCAGUCCACUUCAUCAUGUCAAUCAUGGAAUCAUCACGCCCUGCACACUGGAUGCCAGUCCCGAUGCCGUGGUGAUCGGGAUGAGCCGUAUUCCUGUGCUGGAGAACCCGCAGUACUUCCGGCAUGGACACAACUGUAACAAACCAACCACCCAUGUCCAGCAUGUGAAGCGGAGGGACAUUGUUCUGAAGCGGGAGCUGGGAGAAGGGGCUUUCGGCAAAGUCUUCCUGGCCGAGUGCUACAACCUCAGCCCUACCAAGGAGAAGAUGCUGGUAGCUGUCAAGACCUUGAAAGACCCGACUCUGGCCGCCAGAAAAGACUUCCAGAGAGAAGCUGAGCUACUCACCAACCUGCAGCACGAGCACAUUGUGAAGUUUUACGGCGUGUGUGUGGACGGCGACCCGCUCAUCAUGGUGUUUGAGUAUAUGAAGCAUGGAGACCUUAAUAAGUUUCUGAGGGCUCAUGGUCCAGACGCCACCAUUUUGGUGGAUGGCCAUCCGAUGCAGAGCAAUGGCGAACUUGGUCUUUCUCAGAUGCUGCACAUUGCCACACAGAUUGCAGCUGGCAUGGUGUAUCUGUCCUCACAGCACUUUGUGCACCGUGACCUGGCCACACGCAACUGCCUGGUGGGAAACGGCCUCCUGGUGAAGAUUGGAGACUUCGGCAUGUCCAGGGACAUCUACAGCAUGGACUACUACCGGGUGGGCGGACACACCAUGCUGCCCAUUCGCUGGAUGCCACCCGAGAGCAUCAUGUACCGGAAGUUCAGCACAGAGAGUGACGUGUGGAGCUUCGGCGUCAUCAUGUGGGAGAUCUUCACCUACGGCAAGCAGCCGUGGUUUCAGCUGUCCAAUAACGAGGUGAUUGAGUGCAUCACACAAGGGCGUGUUCUGGACCGGCCUCGUCUUUGUCCCAAGGAAGUUUACGACCUCAUGCUGGGCUGUUGGCAGAGAGAACCGCAACAGCGACUGAACAUCAAAGACAUUCAGAAAGUCCUGUAUGCCUUGGGCAAAGCUGCACCGGUCUACUUGGACAUCCUUGGCUAACGCUGGUGCGCUUCGUCAGGCCUGAGGCCAACACAAUCCAGGAGAAACCAAACGGCCCCUAACCUUACUGCACCACUGUAAAAUCACCUACAUGUCGGGGAUGGACUUAAGUGCCUGCAACACCAUUUUUUUUCAAUACACUCGAAUAAAAAGUACAAAAUAUUUAAAGAAAACUUUUACAUUUUCUUUACUCGUACAGUAUAUAGUGUACAGAAUUCUACAAAGCUAAACAUUUUCCUAAAAACUGAUCAAUAAAAGACAGCGAAGUUGUGUAAAAGAUAUGUUGCCUUUGAAAUGGCAACCACGUAUCUAAUGAACAAAGCUUUCCAGUGUUUCAUUUUAUAAACGUAUAUAUACAUAUAUGAAUAUAUUUUUUAUUUAUUUAGUUUCAUUCUUGAAGGUAUGGGUGCCUGUCGUGUUUAGCACUGUUGAUAGAUCUUCAUUUCAAGAUGGACUUCUGAUGUUGUUUUCUCUGGCACAUAGUCGGCAAAGCCUUACUAAAUUUCCGUUACUCUAGUUAGCAUCUGUUUUUUGUUUUUUGUUGUUGUUUUUUUUUGCUUUUCCCCCUUUCUUUUUUUUAUACUCUGCCAUUUUGAUUUGUCAGUGACGAGUGCUUGAGUGGAAAAAAUCUUUAGAAUACUAAAAUAUAGGUAUAUUUUAAUUGUAUGUGAUUGUACAUACUGUAAAUUUCUAUACUGGUCAGCUUAAAUUAUUUUUUUUCUUUAUAUGUUUGUUUUUGUUUUGUUCUUUGGUUGGUAGCAUCGAUUUUCUAAACACAGCCAUGAGAGGGCAUAAAUAUUGUUCAGUGUGACCACUAUUGUAUCACUUUAAUCUCGCGCUCUACAGUCAAAUCAUUUACAGUUUGAAUCUGCUGUAAGACAGUCAAAGGCAAGUGAAUGUUUGUGGAGGAAAUGUCAACUAUCUGCAGAAUCACAUUCAAUGGUAAACUGCUUUACUUUCGAACUUGCCAAAAACAUAAACUACAGUGCAAGCUUUGUGUCACUAUUCUAUAAUGACACCCACCUAAGCAAUGUUUUUGCGAAUCUUCAUAGUACGUGAUAUCAGUGCCAUUGCAUCUGAAGUUAACGAUCUCAUGGUGUUUGUUGUCUGUAGCGAAACAAUUCUGUGUUCUUUUGCAAUGGGAGUGUUUGUAGUUAUUUUACACCAAAUCUUUCACAGCGUCACUGUUUUGACAACUUCCGAUUCUCUUGCCUCUUUGCAGUACCGGAAAGGUUUGCUAAAGACAAAUGAAAAAUGUAUGUUUAGAAGAUGUAUUAAAUAAACAUUCAAAUAUGGUCA
Messenger RNA from Pangasianodon hypophthalmus (striped catfish), 3753 nucleotides. It is a transcript of the gene ntrk3b, whose product is annotated as neurotrophic tyrosine kinase, receptor, type 3b. The transcript is spliced from 17 exons. Gene Ontology annotation, molecular function: transmembrane receptor protein tyrosine kinase activity; ATP binding; neurotrophin receptor activity. NCBI's taxonomy places the organism in Eukaryota, Metazoa, Chordata, Actinopteri, Siluriformes, Pangasiidae. The coding region runs from base 1 to 2454 and encodes 817 amino acids. Gene Ontology annotation, biological process: cellular response to nerve growth factor stimulus; cell surface receptor protein tyrosine kinase signaling pathway; regulation of phosphatidylinositol 3-kinase/protein kinase B signal transduction. Gene Ontology annotation, cellular component: plasma membrane; axon; signaling receptor complex. The record is from RefSeq and is a predicted model, not a curated record.